AUGUCUCAAGACGCAGAACCUUUUGAAGAUAAUGCCGACGAACACGUGCUGUUUGCAUUAGACACAGGAAAUAUGGACAUCUCUCUAGGAGAAAUCGAAGUGGCUGCGGAACUGGAUGAAGAGUUGAUACAACUAUGCAAAGCAUUGAAGAACGAUGAAUGGCCUCGCGAACUAAGGCGAUACGAAGCACAGAAGAAGCAUCUACACUAUCUAGGCACCUUGGUAUGCAAAGAUGACAAAAUUGUCUUACCCAACUCACUUCGAUCAAAGGCUAUGGAAUCUGCUCAUGGAGGACACGUGGGAGAGGUUGCCAUGAAAAGGAUAAUGCGCGAGUUCUUUUGGUGGCCUAGAAUGGCUGCAGAAACAGAACGGUUUGUGAAAGAUUGUCAAACCUGUUGCAUGUUGUCCAAGAAAAAUCGUCCAUUACCCAUUUCAUCACGUAAUCUUCCUGAAGGACCUUGGGAAAUAAUACAAACGGAUUUCCUCUCUAUUCCGGGAUAUGGAACAGGGGAUUUCCUAACGGUGGUCGAUACUUACUCUCGUUACCUCUCCGUAGUCGAAAUGAGGGGCAAAACAGCAGAAGCUACAAACGCUGCACUGUGCGAUAUUUUUAAGCUUUGGGGUUGUCCUUACAUCCUGCAGAGCGACAACGGACCACCUUUUAAUAGCUCUACGUAUUGUUCGUUCUGGGAAAAUAAGGGCGUUCAUAUCCGGAAAUCGAUACCACUGUGUCCCCAAACAAAUGGGCUUGUGGAACGCCAAAAUCAGUCCAUCAUAAAGGCUGUAUCAGCAUCGACACUUGAUGGUACCAAUUGGCGUAUGAGCUUGGAUAAAUUCGUGCACAAUCACAACACGCUAAUUCCACAUGCGAGACUGAUGGUUACACCAUUCGAGUUAAUGGUCGGGUACAAAUAUCGUGGCACUUUUCCAACUCUCUGGACCGAGUCUCGUUCGAAGGGAUUAGACAGGGACAAUAUUAAGGAAUUGGAUGCUGAAGCAAAGCUUUACAGCAAACAUUACGCAGAUCAGUCACGAGGUGCGAAAGAAAGUUAUAUCAAGGUUGGCGAUGUCGUACUGAUGAGCCAGCAAAGAAAACACAAAAGUGAUCCAACAUUUUCUUCCGAACGCUUCACUGUAAUCACUAGAACUGGUGCAAAAGUUGUAAUCAUGAGUAGCAAUGGCGUGCAGUAUGCAAGAAAUGUACAAGAUGUGAAACUGGCCCCACCGGCAAAGGAGCUUAAUUUUUCGGAAGAUUCAGGGGAAGACAGCGUUCAUCAACACGCAGAUCGCAGCGGACUGGCAAUAAUUCUGGAUGAGGACUCGGAGAAACAAUUGACAGAUGAUUAUCUGGAGCAGCACCAGGUACAGUCUUCAAAAAAUACACUGCAACCCAACCAACAUAUUCCAAACAAAACCACACUUCGUCACCAUUCUAAUGUGAGAAGACCAGCACGAUUCAACGAUUAUUUUAUUUACCAUAUCUAUCAAUGA
Messenger RNA from Toxorhynchites rutilus septentrionalis, 1491 nucleotides. RefSeq lists its product as uncharacterized. The record is from RefSeq and is a predicted model, not a curated record. NCBI's taxonomy places the organism in Eukaryota, Metazoa, Arthropoda, Insecta, Diptera, Culicidae. Gene Ontology annotation, molecular function: nucleic acid binding. Gene Ontology annotation, biological process: DNA integration. The transcript has a single exon. The coding region runs from base 1 to 1491 and encodes 496 amino acids.